AUGAUACCGACUUUAAUUUCCUUAUAGAAAGCGUAUAGUAUACAUAUAUGGGAAAAUUUGUAUGUGACAAUUUAAUUUUAAAAGUUAAUAUGAAUGAAAGAAAGAAAAAGGAAAAGGAAGUGGGCGGGAACUCACUAGGAACAUGUCCUGCCCUGGCUUUCCUAGACAUGGCUGUUCGUUUUCCAUGUUAUUUAACAGUACCCCAUCCCCUUCCUUCGCAACUUCAAAAUUACCUAUUGAUCAACAAAUAACAUUUUCACACCACACCCUUAAAAAACAUUGAUUACCUGUUGAUCGAUCAACAAAUUAUGGAUGCCAUUCUCAAGGAGUUUCAACACCUUAAAAUCCAUCUGGAAGCCAUAAAAUCGGCAACAAGCAACUUUGAUAACAGCAAACUAAUCGGAAAAGGUGGAUUCGGUAACGUGUAUGAAGGAGUAUUGUCCGACUCUUAUGGGGAAGAGAUGGUUGCUUUUAAGCGUCUAGAUCGUAACUACGGGCAAGGAGACCCAGAGUUCUGGAAAGAGAUACUAAUACUUUCCAGUUACACACAUGAAAAUCUCAUCUCUCUGUUGGGAUUUUGCAACGAGGAUGGACAGAAAAUUCUUGUGUACGAUCGUGCAUCUCGUGGAAGCCUCGAUCGCCAUCUGAGUGCCACAACUCUCACGUGGAGGCAACGUCUGAAGAUAUGCCUUGGGGCUGCAACUGGACUGUGCUAUCUUCAUGAUCCCAAGGAGUCACAACAAAGAGUUAUCCACCGUGAUAUUAAAAGCUCUAACAUCCUAAUAGGUGAGAACUGGAAUGCUAAAGUUUCUGACAUGGGACUGUCGAAACUAGGACCCGCUAAUCAGAAACACACAAUUCUUAUCUCCAAUGUGGUUGGUACCAUAGGGUACAUAGAUCCGGUAUAUAUGGAGACAUGCAUCCUAACAAAAGAGUCGGACGUUUACUCUUUUGGUGUCGUCUUGUUUGAAGUAUUGUGUGGGAGACUAUGCUUCGAAUACAAGAACGGUCGUUUUCAGAGUUUAGUAGGGAUGUGGAAAAAAAGCUACAAACAAAAGAAAUUAAACGAGAUUAUCUUUGAAGAUCUGAAGCAACAAAUGGAUCAGAGGUCACUAGAAACAUUUUCAGACAUUGCGUACCGAUGUUUGCAAAAAUCUCGUGAACAACGGCCAAUGAUAUCUCACGUUGUGGAAAAACUUGAGAUUGCACUCCGGUUUCAGGAAAUCGGUGACCAUGUGGAACCAUUAAUGGAUUAUGAAGAGAUAAUUAAGACUGCGGUGCCUUCUCUUGCCAACAGCUCUACUGAGGAGCUAAAGAUGCAUCUCUUAAAAGGAAUCUCAGUUGACAAGGGCACAACGUGGUUUAUAAAUGAGAAUGGAGAACAUUGUGAAAUGAUAUUCGCAAGAAAAUGUUUGGAAGCUAUUCGCAAACCAGAAGCUCCAUUUGACUAUUGCACGGAUUAUGCCGAACUUUCAAGUCGUAACAUCCGACCAUUUUUUUAUAAGGAAUUCAAAACACAUGUCAUAGCACAAUUUUUGUCACUACAUGCCACAUACACAGUAAACCUUUUCUUCUUUCUGGACCCCAAACUAAAAUAUACGGACUGUGAUGUAAUCCUCAAGUACAUAUUGGCUGGGGAGACAAAGCAUUCGACUUCAUAUUUGGCAGAUGACGUAGGAGAUGGGUGGUUGAUAGCGGAAUUGUAUCAGUUUACCAGCACCACGAGAACUAUUGAACUUGAAAUUACUUUUGAAAGCUCACAUUCAAUUGCAGUAAAUAGCAUCGUGUUUCUACCCCUAGAGAGAGUGGAAGAUAAAGCGCGAGAGGAGGAUGAGAAGGUAUCCAUAUUAGAAUCAGACACAGAUUGGGAACUAAAUUUGCCACAUGAUUGGGUAGAGAUAUUCUGUUGGUCAAAAGAUGCUUUGCAAUGUACAACAAAAAACGAGCUCUAUUCCAUUCUAUGCAAGGGCAUCCCAAUGAAUGAUGGUGAACUGUGGUUUUCUCUUGCAAAAAAUGGAAAGAAGUGCUUUUUGCAAUCAGCAACACUGGCUUUGGAUCAAAAAGGUUGGAGCUGGACUUCUUCACCCGAAUCAAGAUUUAAACUAGUGGCUUUUGAUCCAGUUUUCGACAGCUUUCACAUAUAUUGCAGACCUAGAAUGCAAUCACUUGGAACAAACUAUGCUGCUUACCUUGUUUACAAAUUACAAGAAACCCAUUUUUGGCAUGAACCUCCUGUGCGUGUGAGGAGUGAUAAAUAUGCAAACGUUUAUUCAUGGUAUAUAUAUUUACUUAGUCCCCGAACACCGGUUAUUAAACCAAAGGCUUAUCAAAAUACCCACAACCCGUUGAGUAGACCCAAAAUAUUGAAAGGCCUCCCACAGAAAAGGAACGAUGGUUGGAUGGAAGUACAAGUAUUGGAAUAUCAAUUUGGUGAUGCCUAUGAACGUUUUGUUGAUGAAAAGUUUGGCCAUGAUCUUCAUUUGACCUUUUAUGAUACCCCUUCAUUUGGAAUGAAAGGGCUUAUUGUGCAAGGCAUUGAGUACAGACCAAUUAUAUAAUCUUGUAAUAUUUUAAUUCUACAGCUACAACACGAUCUUAGUUAUAUAAUCUUGUAACUAAAUUUAAAACACACGUUGUUGAUUUGGUCUUUUCUCUUAAUUUCCUCAUAUCCAGAAUGACUAUUGUUUAUUUAAGUAUUUCAAAUGUUCCCCAACAUUCUUUACAAAUGUAUCUA
Molecule: messenger RNA, 2734 nt
Organism: Lactuca sativa (garden lettuce)
Lineage: Eukaryota; Viridiplantae; Streptophyta; Magnoliopsida; Asterales; Asteraceae
Biological process (GO): protein autophosphorylation
Cellular component (GO): plasma membrane; plasmodesma
Molecular function (GO): transmembrane receptor protein tyrosine kinase activity; ATP binding
Source: RefSeq, a predicted model, not a curated record